Messenger RNA from Pararge aegeria (speckled wood butterfly), 765 nucleotides. Its product is annotated as 23 kDa integral membrane protein-like. Gene Ontology annotation, cellular component: membrane. The coding region runs from base 1 to 765 and encodes 254 amino acids. The transcript is spliced from 5 exons. NCBI's taxonomy places the organism in Eukaryota, Metazoa, Arthropoda, Insecta, Lepidoptera, Nymphalidae. The record is from RefSeq and is a predicted model, not a curated record.
AUGAAGCCUAAGAGCAUCCGUUGCGUGAAGUUCUUUCUGGCCCUGUUGAACAUAAUUUUCAUACUUUUCGGACUAUUCCUCAUGGCGAUGUGCGUGAUCGACAUGCGCGAGCGCAAGUCCAAGCCUGAGAAGCAGACAGCGUUGUCCCGCGGCGUGCUGGCAUUCCUCACCACCCUGGCACUCAGUUUGGUGGUGACUGCCGUGCUGGGUUGUAUUGGCGCUUUGAGGGAGCACGUCAAAAUUCUAUACGUGUACGCCUGUUUCCUGAUAUUCCUGGUGUCUGUGGACUUGGUGGUGGCAGCAGGCGGGGCGUUACUCAACAACUGGGUCAGCGGGCCCAGUAAACUCAGGGCGCACUUCUACACAAACUCCACUGUGGAUGACGAGAGACCUAGCCAUCUGAUUUACUGGGAUACACUACAGGCUGAGAACAAAUGCUGUGGCGUCGACGGCCCAGAAGACUACUCUCUGCUACAGCGCGAUAUCCCCACGUCAUGCUGUGCACGUGCUCAUCCCCUACGCGAGGGGGAUGCUCGUCGCCACUUCCACUCCGAAUGCCUCAACAACAAGUCCUACUACCUGAGGGGCUGCGAAGAGAUACUGAAGCAGAAGUUGGCUUUGACGGGAAAGAUUUUUAUAUCUACUGGCGCGCUUUUUUUGUUGCUUGAGAUUACCUCCGUCAUACUUGCGCUGUGGAUGGCAAGAACUGUGAGAACCGAGCGGCGUCGGCUCCAGGAAACUCUACAGGCACACUUCGAAACCUAA